GUUCUAAUAAAAAUAAUAACUCCAAAAAUAAACAAAAAUCAAGAAAAUGGAAAAAUCACAUGAAAAUGUUGAGGCAUUUGGAUGGGCAGCUAGAGAUACUUCUGGGGUACUUUCUCCUUUCAACUUCUCAAGAAGGGUGACUGGUGAAAAAGAUGUGCAAUUCAAAGUUAUGUAUUGUGGAAUUUGUCAUUCUGAUCUUCAUCAACUCAAGAAUGAAUGGAGCAAUAGUAUAUAUCCAUUGGUACCAGGGCAUGAAGUUGUUGGUGUAGUAACUGAAGUUGGUAGCAAAGUUGAGAAAUUCAAAAUUGGAGACAAAGUUGGAGUUGGAUGUUUAGUAGGAUCAUGUAGAAAAUGUGAAAAUUGUAACAAUGAUCUCAAAAAUUACUGUUCCGAUAUGAUAUUGACGUACAAUGGUGUUGACACCGAUGGAACCACCACGUAUGGUGGAUACUCGGAUAUAAUAUUAACGAAUGAGCACUACGUGGUCCAUUGGCCCGAAAAUUUACCAAUUGAAGCAGCUCCCCUGUUAUGUGCAAGGAUCACAACUUAUAGUCCUUUGAGAUAUUACGGACUAGAUAAACCUGGAAUGCACAUUGAUGUUGUUGGUCUUGGUGGUUUGGGACAUAUGGCUGUGAAAUUUGCUAUGGCAUUUGGAACCAAAGUUACUGUGAUAAGUACAUCUGUUAGUAAGAAAGACAAAGCAAUUGAUCGCUCGGGGCGUGACAAUCGUUUAGGGGCAGACUCGUUUUUGGUCAGUCGUGACCCUGACCAAAUGCAGGGUGCAGCGGGGUCACUAGAUGGCAUCAUCAAUACUGUAUCCGCGAUUCACCCUCUUCUUCCAUUGAUUAAUUUGUUGAAAACUCAUGGGAAGCUAGUGAUGGUUGGUGCCCCUAAAAAACCACUAGAGUUGCCUGUAUUUCCCCUGCUUUUAGGAAGGAAGCUAGUGGCGGGGAGCGCGAUAGGAGGGAUGAAGGAGACGCAAGAGACGGUAGAUUCCGCGGCAAAGCAUAACAUAACGCCAGAUGUUGAAGUUGUGCCAAUGGACUACGUGAAUACAACAUUGGAACGCCUUUUGAAAUCGGACGUGAAGUAUCGUUUUGUGCUUGGCAUUGGCAACACAUUGAACAAGAGUUGAGAUGAGGGGGACAUUUUGGUCAAGAAAAUGAGUGUGCUAUAGGGUUAUGAUUUUGUAUUAAGCUUGUACGUUUUGUUGUUUAGUUUAUUUCUUAUGUUUUGUGUAUCAAAAGGAAUAAGGAGUUAAGAGAAUAAAUAUGAUAUUGUGUUUUCUAGUA
This is a messenger RNA of Solanum tuberosum (potato), 1292 nucleotides long. RefSeq names its product 8-hydroxygeraniol dehydrogenase-like. Lineage: Eukaryota; Viridiplantae; Streptophyta; Magnoliopsida; Solanales; Solanaceae. The record is from RefSeq and is a predicted model, not a curated record. The coding region runs from base 47 to 1135 and encodes 362 amino acids. The transcript is spliced from 6 exons. Gene Ontology annotation, molecular function: zinc ion binding; oxidoreductase activity, acting on the CH-OH group of donors, NAD or NADP as acceptor.